Molecule: messenger RNA, 1677 nt
Organism: Candida albicans SC5314
Lineage: Eukaryota; Fungi; Ascomycota; Pichiomycetes; Serinales; Debaryomycetaceae
Exons: 1
Coding region: 1-1677 (558 amino acids)
Source: RefSeq, a predicted model, not a curated record
AUGACUUUGACUUCGACUGGUGAUAACAGGAAACAAUCCUUACUGGAUGAUGUUCGCGAAGGGUCAUCUUCUAUUUCUACUAAUGUUGCAGACCGUUCUAAUAGUAAUCAUCUUAUACCUUUAUCUCCUGAACAGCAACGUGAAUUGGAAGAAGAACUCCCUGAAAUCGAACAAGAAUUAACUGAUAGCGAAGAAGAAGAUGAAUUCAUUCGUCGAUUUGGAGAUAUUGAAUUCCAAUAUAUUAAGCCACCAAAACAAAGUGUAUGGUUUAGACGUCCUCAUGCAUUAAAUUAUUUUAAAGAUGGAGUUUUAUUCCGUACUAAAGGUGAACGAACUUCAGCCAAAACAGAAUUGUUUUUAGAUUUGUUAUACGUGGGGAUUAUUGCCAAUUUAGCCGGUGAAGCAAGUGAAGAAGCUGGUGGUAAGGCAUUAUUGAAAUAUGUUUUAUUAUUUUUACCAACAUGGGUGAUUUGGGCUGACAUUAAAGAUUUUACCAAUUAUUAUUAUAAUGAAGAUUUGUCACAAAAAAUGUACAUUUUUUGGAUUCUUGCCUUGUUGACUUUGUAUAUCAAUAGUCAUUAUGCAUUAUUGAAUAGUACCGAUGGAGCAGCAUUAACUAUUGUUCCAUACAUUCUAUGUCGAUUAUCAUUGGCAGUAAGUUAUUUUGUUUAUUCAUUUUUCAUCCCAGAGCACAGAGCCCAAUCAAGAUUAUACGCAGCUAUGGUGUUGGUGACCUCUUUAUGUUGGAUUGCCGUUAUAUUUGUUCCAACAAGAGUGAAAAUUGGUCUUGCCUUUGCCUUUUUAUUUUUAGAACAAGUUUGCUUUUCUAUUGCCUAUCAUCCUUGGACAAAGAAAAUGAUGAAUUUAACAACUUCUACAGCAUUAAACAUUGAACACGAAGUUGAAAGAUUUUCGCUGUUUGUUACUAUUGCCAUUGGUGAGUUUUUAUAUAAAGUUGUUGCACCAGGUAAUUUAGGAGUUGGAUUCAGUGCCAAAUUUGCUCGAGGUCUUUUCUUAUUGGCCAAUGCCUAUAUAUUAUUUUGGAUUUACCAAUAUGGAUCAACUUCCAACAAGGCAAUUCAUCCGUUACGUCACAGUGCAUGGACGGCUAUUCUGUGGAUAUAUGCUCACGCUCCAUUGAUUGCAGCUUUGGUGUUGGCAGCAGAUGCUGGUGGUGAUUUGGCUAGUUUAGAUAACACUAGUACUGCCAAACAUCAUUCUGUUUCUGAACACGGUAAGUCAGUGAUAUUUUUCGGGAAAGAAGGAACGUUAUCAGAAGGUGGAGAAGAAGAAGAAAAGAAUAUGUAUGCUCUAUCAUUUUUUUAUACUGGAGGAAUCUGUGUUUCCUUAGUUUGUAUGUUUAUUUUGGGAUUAGUGGAAACAAGCAGAGAUCCACCAGAAUUAUUUGUUCUUCCUAAAAACUUGAGAAUUGCAUUAAGAUUACCCAUUGCAAUAAUUAUUGUUCUUCUUAGUUUGGCUGAAUUAAAUACAACGUUAUUGAUGGGAUUGGUAACUAUGUUAUUGGGGAUCUUGUUAAUUUUUGAAAGUGUUGUUGGAACUCCUAGAUCAUGUUUAUUUGAUUCAACAAGACCUAAGAAGGAUACCAACACCAAUACCAACACCAAUACCAAUACCAAUAAUGAUGCCAAUAACAAUACCAAUGUCAAUUCCGAUUAG